Messenger RNA from Sorex fumeus (smoky shrew), 1647 nucleotides. It is a transcript of the gene AMHR2, whose product is annotated as anti-Mullerian hormone receptor type 2. Gene Ontology annotation, cellular component: signaling receptor complex; plasma membrane. Gene Ontology annotation, biological process: protein phosphorylation; cellular response to growth factor stimulus; BMP signaling pathway. The transcript has 11 exons. Bases 1 to 1647 code for a protein of 548 amino acids. The record is from RefSeq and is a predicted model, not a curated record. Gene Ontology annotation, molecular function: transforming growth factor beta receptor activity; ATP binding. NCBI's taxonomy places the organism in Eukaryota, Metazoa, Chordata, Mammalia, Eulipotyphla, Soricidae.
AUGCUGGGGACACUGGGGCUUGGGGCCCUCCUUCCCACAGCUGUGCCCACAGGACCCCCCAGCAGGCGAACCUGUGUGUUCUUUGAGGCCCCCCGAGUUCGGGGAAGCACCAAGGCACUGGGAAAGCUGCUGGACACAGGACAAGAGUCCCCCAGGGUCAUCCGCUGCCUCUACAGCCGAUGCUGCUUUGGGAUCUGGAACCUGACCCAGGACCAGGCACAGGUGGAGAUGCAAGGAUGCCGCGACAGUGACGAGCCGGGCUGUGAGUCCCCCCACUGUGAGCUGAGCCCCAGGGCCCAGCCCCGCCCCACCUCCACCCUCUUCACCUGCUCCUGCGCCUCUGACCUCUGCAACGCCAACUACAGCCAGAUGCCUGCUCCUGGGGGCCCGGGCGCUGCCGGCUCCCACGGCCCCCAGCCGGCCCCAGGCGGGUCCAUCUGGCUGGCGCUGGCGCUGCUGGGCGUCCUGUUGCUGCUGCUGCUGCUACCGGCGAGCGUCGUGCUGGCCCUGCGCCAGCGCGCGGCCCGCCGAGCGCGGGUGCGGGGAGGCCCCGCCGCGCCCGCGCCCGAGCCGGGGUCCGAGCGGGACUGGGCCGCGGGGCUCCCGCGGGUGCCCGAGCUGCGCCUCUCGCAGGUGAUCCGGGAAGGCGGCCACGCGGCGGUGUGGGCCGGGCGGCUCCGGGGCCAGCCGGUGGCCGUCAAGGCCUUCGCGCCCAGGGCGGCGGCCCGGUUCCGCGCCGAGAGAGCCCUGUACGAGCUGCCGGGCCUGCGGCACGACCACCUUGUGCGCCUCAUCGCGGCCGGCAGGGGUGGCCCGGGACCCCUGCCCCCGGGGCCGCUGCUCGUGCUGGAACUGCACCCCAAGGGCUCCCUGUGCCACUACCUGUCCCAGCACACCAGUGACUGGCGUGGAUCUCUGCGGAUGGCGCUGUCUCUGGUGCAGGGCCUGGCGUUUCUCCACGAGGAGCGCUGGCUGGACGGCCAGUAUAAACCUGGUAUCGCCCACCGAGAUCUGAGCAGCCAGAACGUGCUCAUUCGGGACGAUGGGUCAUGUGCUAUUGGAGACCUGGGUCUCGCCUUGGUGCUCCCCGGCCUCACUCAGCCCCCAGCAUGGGCCCCGACGCCACCCCGAGGGCCAGCCGCCAUCAUGGAGGCUGGCACCCAGAGGUACAUGGCCCCGGAGCUCUUAGACAAGACUCUGGACCUGCAGGACUGGGGCACGGCCCUCCGGAGAGCUGACGUCUACUCCCUGGCCCUGCUCCUCUGGGAGGUCCUCAGCCGUUGCCAAGAUUUACGACCGGACGGCGCCCCGCCGCCCUUCCAACUGGCCUACGAGGCAGAACUGGGCAGCAGCCCCACCACCUGUGAGCUGUGGACCUUCGUCGUGGAGGAGAGAAGGCGACCCUCCAUUCCGCCCACCUGGCCCAGCUGCACCACGGUUCCCGGGGGCCUGAGGGAUCUCCUGGAGGACGGCUGGGAUGCAGACCCAGAAGCGCGGCUGACGGCCGAGUGUGUGCGGCUGCGUCUGGCGGCCCUGGGCGAGCCGCGGGCCACCCACCCUGGCCCAGAAGAGUGUCCACACAGCUGCCCACCUCUCCACCCUGAGGACGGCCUCUCAGCUCCUCCCCACUGCCAUUCUUCCGUGUAG